GUUUCAAAAACCAAAUUGAAACACAACCUUGAUUACCAAAUCGAAAUUCAAUACCACUAGAGUUUUUGGUUGGCUGCAAGAAUGGAAGAGGAGGACCAAGCAUUAUUUAUCCAAGAACCACAACACAGGCCAAGUGUCUCCACCAUGGAAGCACAAGGAAUUCCAGUCAUAGACCUCUCCCCUGUAACAUCAAGCAAUCCUUCUCUUUCUUCCAUUGACGCGCUGGUGAAGGAGAUCGGAAGCGCGUGCAAGGAAUGGGGAUUCUUCCAAGUAACAAACCACGGUGUGCCUCUCUCUCUGAGGCGGAACCUUCUGGAAGCAUCCAAGAACUUCUUUUCUCAGAGCUUGCAGGAAAAGAAGAAGGUUAGCAGAGAUGAAAGUUCUCCGAGCGGUUACUAUGACACUGAGCUCACAAGGAACGUUAGAGAUUGGAAAGAAGUGUUUGAUUUUCUUGCAAAAGAACCAACUUUCUUCCCUCUUACUGCAGAUGAACUUGAUGAUCGAGUCACGCAGUUGAGUAAUAAAUCUCCUCAACAUCCUUCUCACUUCAGAGAUAUAAUCCAAGAGUAUAUUGAAGAGAUGGAGAAGCUAGCCUUCAAAUUGAUGGAACUUAUAGCUAUGAGUUUAGGCCUUCAACCAAAGAGGCUUGAGGAAUUCUUUAUGAGAGGUCAAACCAGUCUUAUUCGUCUCAACUAUUAUCCUCCAUGCCCCUUCCCUCACAUAGCUCUUGGAGUUGGUCCACACAAGGAUGAAAGUGCCUUAACCAUUCUUGCUCAAGAUGAGGUUGAAGGACUUGAAGUGAAACAUAAGACACAUCAAGAGUGGGUUAGAGUGAAACCAACCCCAAAUGAUUAUAUCAUCAACGUUGGUGAUAUUAUUCAGGAGAAAUCGAUGGUAGAGUUGCUGUCCCUCCAUGCAAAGUUUGGCCGAGAGAGUUUCAGGGGUGGAGUAGCCGAUUCUAACGUUUUCUUCUUUAGAACCUUGAUUAAAAAGUUUCUCUAGAGUUUCUGUUGUUUUGAUUUCUUACGGAUGUAGGGUUUGAUAAUUUUAUAAUAAUUAAAUGUGAAUUCGAUAAGUGAAUGUUGGUUUGAUUAAUGUUUGAGUUUGAUUAUAUGCUGAAUUUUUGUUGUUUACUUGAGAUUUUGGUUCGGCUAUGUAUGAACAGCCAAUUUGGGUGUUUUGAUUAUUUUGGAGCUAUUGUGAUGUGGUAUUUUGAGAUAAAUUUGACGAGGUUUGAUGACUGUGAGAUCAAAUUAAAAGCUAUGAAAAAUUGGUUACCGAAACUGUUAAAAAACUAGUUAAAAAAAUCAAAUAAUUUUGUUGAACUUUUGAUGAGUUUGAUUUGGUUCUUUGAAAUAUUCAAAACCUUCAUGUUUUGACUAUUUUGAGGCCAAAAUAUAAUUAAGAAAUAGUUUUGGGGCUGGAUGUUAAAUAAAAAAAGGUUUGUGAGUUAAAAUAGAAUUUUUAGAAGUUUAGUGAUUAAAGUAUAAUUUCUAAAAAAUUUGGGAGUCAAAAUGAAUUUUUAGAAGUUUUAAGGAUUAUAAUAGCUGAUUUUGAAUUAUUAAAGAAAUGAUUAUGUUUUGAGUUUUAUCGAGAAAAGUAUUAUGUUUGAAUUUGAUUUAUCAAGAAAAGAGUUUGAAAAACGGUUUGGAUGGGACUCGAGAAGGGUGAUAAAAUCCGAGUUUUAGUGGAGGUGCUAUCAAAAUUUUUAGAAGAAUUCUGAGAAAUUUUAUUUUGGUUAAUUUGGAUGGAAAUAAUUAUUUGAUUUGAUUUGAAUUAUUUAAGAAAAGAAUGAAUUAUGUUUGAGUUUAAAUGAUUUGGUUUUGAAAUGAGGCAUUGUCGAGGGGUUUAACUAAUAAAUAGUUUUCCUCUUACUUUUGAAAAAAAGUUUAAAUUCGAAAAUGAUUUUGAAGUUAGCUCGAGGAAUAUGAGAAUGAAUGAGACAUGAAUAUGGCAAUGAGGAUUUGUAAAUGAACGAGACGUGUGACCUCGGGUAAGAGGCAGUGGCGUUGUCCACUUGUUCUGGAAAAGAGAUGAAGAAAAAGAAUGAUUAAAACUGAGUUUAAAUUAUGAAAUUGAAUGAUGAGUAUGUUUGUUUUUUCUCUGGAUGUAAGGCUGACAGGGCACAUAUUCCCUCUAAUGG
Arachis ipaensis is the source of this 2143-nucleotide messenger RNA. NCBI's taxonomy places the organism in Eukaryota, Viridiplantae, Streptophyta, Magnoliopsida, Fabales, Fabaceae. The record is from RefSeq and is a predicted model, not a curated record.